This is a messenger RNA of Lactuca saligna, 1043 nucleotides long. The record is from the annotation of a GenBank genome assembly. Lineage: Eukaryota; Viridiplantae; Streptophyta; Magnoliopsida; Asterales; Asteraceae.
UUUAACAUCCCAUCGUCUUGCCUUUUUUUCCUCCUUUUAUUACGUUACCAGGGCCUUUGAGUGUUCUCUGGAAAGAGAGAGAGAGAGAAAGAGUUUUUAGAGAGAGAAAAAUUAAGAUCUGCGUUUGUGUUUGUUGAAGAAGAUGAAGUCCUGCGAACUUUGCAAAUCUACGGCUAGGAUCUAUUGCGAAUCUGAUCAGGCUAGCUUGUGCUGGAGCUGCGAUUCUAAGGUCCAUUCCGCGAACUUCCUUGUAGCAAGGCAUUCACGGAGCCUUCUUUGCCGCGUGUGCCAGUCUCCGACACCGUGGACUGCUUCCGGCGAGAAGCUUGGGCCGUCGACUGCGUCGGUUUGUGAGAAGUGUGUCGUUGACGCUACUUCUGAUGACGAUGAAGACAGAGAAGAGAGUCAGGGAGGAAAUAAUGAUGAUGACGAUGAGUACGACGGAGAUGAAGACGAAGAAAAUGAGCUUGACAUGGAAGAUGAGGACGGAGAUGACUUUCAGGUGGUGCCGUUGUCUUCUACACCGCCUCCGGCAGCGAGUUCCUCCAGCAGUGAAGAAUUUUCUAACAGCGAUAGAGGCAUUUUAGUUAAGCGAAAACGCGAGAAUGUAGCAGAUCUUUCCUCAGAGGAUGAUGUCGAUUGCUCAUCGGUUCAGAAAAACCACCGUGCGGCGGAGGGUAACAGAGCGACAUUGCAUCAAUUUUUCCCUUCGAGUUCGGAGGCGAUCGUUGAGAGACUUAAGAAUUUCCGGCACCGGGACAAGAUCUCCGGCAAGAACAAGCCUGGACCGGCCGUUGACGUCAGUAAAGCAACGAGAGCCGUCGGAUUAGACCUAAACGCAUCCGCAUCAGCUUCUGGUUGGCCAUAGUUGUAGUGUAGGUAGAACCCUAAUUAAGUAAAUGCUAUUAUUGGCUAACAAGUAACAAUACAUCCCCACAAAUUAGUUUCGAUCAGAUGGACAUAACCAUGGUUUUAUUUAGGUUAUCAGUAGUGAUUGAUUGAACAAAUUUCUUGAUUACGAUUUGUAUUUUUUUUCUUUUUUU